Molecule: messenger RNA, 972 nt
Organism: Daphnia pulex (common water flea)
Lineage: Eukaryota; Metazoa; Arthropoda; Branchiopoda; Diplostraca; Daphniidae
Exons: 2
Coding region: 71-523 (150 amino acids)
Source: RefSeq, a predicted model, not a curated record
UUUUCCUUUCGUCUUGGGCCAUCAUCUUUAAAUAUUUCCUGGUCGCGUUAAUCAUCGUGCCAAAGAGAAAAUGCGGCCGUCCCACCGCAUCCUCGUUUGCUUGACACUGCUAGUGGUCAUCAUCUCAUCUUCAAUCGGUCACUGCCGAUCGUUACGGAAUCGCUACGAGGUGUGGACUCGAGUCGCCAGUAAAGAAAUGGAAUGCUGGGCUGGUCGCUUACUGGACAUUUGGAACAACAGCAACGACGACGACCAUCGUGCAGCAGGAGGAGGAGGAAAUGAGGCCGUUGUAGGGGUCUGGAGUUCCGCUCUGGAGACUCGCCGUAGUUUGAGUUUGGCUGACGUACGCAGCGGAAUCAGCCGGCUGCUUGGAUUCCCAUCAAAGUCGGCCUAUUUCGCUUUUUGGAAGAAACUUUUCCUCUUCGAUGUGGUGGCCAAUGUUGCCAGGGUCGGCGGAUCUCUUUUCCUCUACGUCUUUGCUCCUCACUUGUACCAAAUGCUUCCGGGAGGUUUAGUUGGUUGACGAUCUGAAUUUCUUAAAAGUUAUAAAGUGCCAUAAUUUGACAGUAGAGGGAAACCAUGUUGCAAGGGGGGAGGGGUCUGAAAAACAACAAUAUUUUGAAGUUUGAACGAGGUAUCACAGUAGUUUCUUGAGAAGUCCCACAACCUUUUCCGUUGUGGUUUCUAGUGUUUUUCUUUUCAUUUCCAUAAUGUCUGGGUCGAUGCAGUCGACUGGAAUGCCAGUCGAAUCUCAUCGGCCGUCACCUGAGUCGCUUUUUCCUCUUUCAAUUUCGAUGUGAAACAAUAAGCUGCACUCACGUCACAAUCGGGCAGAGAGUCUUCGGCAUCUGUUGAACAGAGAAUCUCAAUUUCGGUUCUAUUGAAAGCCAUAUAUUUAUUUACCUGCUGUAGAAGUGUCUUUCCCUGCUAUGCUCUGAGAUUUCUCCUCUAAUACACUUUCAACAAUUUCAA